AACUACAACGCAAACUUAUAUUUUAUUUUCGGUAUUUCAGUCUAUAUAUAAAGGUAGGCCUAUAUAUACAAAAUUGUAUGACAAUAAAAUAACAUCAAUAAUCCAUUGGUUCUAAUUUUAACUCGCCAUUGUGUACACCUUAAAAGAGCUAAUUAAUAUUAUUUUCCCUUGAGAACAUGUUUGUGUAUAUAUAUAUAUGUAUGAAAGUGUAGAAAAUAAAAACAAUAUAAAAUGUAAAUUCCGUAGAAUUAGAUAAUAAAAAAGAGGGGCAGGUCUGAGAGACAACGCAUAUUAUAUGCAUUAUAAACAAAAAGGUGGGGGCAUAAUGCAUAUGGAAAUGAUUAGGAAUAGAUUUAUUUUAAACAUCAUAUUUCAUUAUUGUUUUAUCUUGUAAAUUUUAAAAUAUCUUCUAUCGAUAGGCCUACAUUAUGUUCAACCUAGAUUUAGAUAUAAAUACUUCAUGGGAAAUUAGAUUUCGAUUGCAACUCAUAAACAAACAAUAUAUAAAAAUCCUUUAUUAAAAAAAAAACAACAACAAAGCUUUUAUAUAAAUAAUGUAAAAGUUGGUUUUUUUUUUUGUUUUUUUUAUAUCAAACAAAUGACCAAUGAUUAAUUGUCUGAUUGGUUAUAUUUUUAAACAGUUGAUAUCGUGUUUUGUUAGGUACCGGUUUAAAGUUUCAACUGAUCCGAGAAUGGGUAUUAUAUAUGGUAGUAAUAACGUGUACAAUUAUUUAAAAGGACAAAACCCGACAUAUCCAGCCAUAUCUGUGAAUACUGAAGAAUUAAUUUCCCUUGUUGGUAGUCCUAUUAAACAAAAUAAUUAAUAACCAGUAAUUAAUUGACUUUUGUAAAAAAAAAAAAAAAUCAUGUAUUGUCUUCGCCAAUUAAUAAUUGUGUAAAGUUUCAACUUGAUUCAAGAAUGGGUGUGGGAGAAAUAACAUUCUCAAACUUUUUACCAGAGAGACAGAUAGUUGAUAAAAGCUUUGUAAAAAAAAUAAAAAAAUAAUAAUACUUGUAUAGAUUAUAUUAGUCGUCCCGUCUAAGUUUUACUUGUUUUUCAACUGUCAUUUUUUCUAUGGCAAAUGCAUUAAAAAGUUGGAUCUCGCAAGUAGAUGUCUAUAAGGUCUAUAGACUCAAUAUCCAAAUAUAUUAUAGAUAUAAUAGAAUAGAGCUAAUUAAGUACGCCAAGUCCCACAUACAUUUCUGUCACACUCACAGUACUCAAGAUUAAUUUUUACUGGUCUAGAUCUAGAUCAAGAUCUAAGUAUUAGAUCUGGUCAUUCUGGUCCGUCACUGUGACUUGCGUUAGGCCCUCGUUUAAAUUUAAAGUCACUUACUUAUAUAUAUAGGCUAGGGACUUACUGACAGUCCUUACUAUAUUAGUAGACUAUAUAAUAUUAGUAUAUAGACUCUAGACUAGAUCUAUAUACUAUAUACUCUAUCAUAGUAUUCAUACGUGUUAAAAUUUUACUGCACAUUAAUUAUGUUCGUUAUUCUGAAGACAGCGAAGAUACACAACCUAAGCCAAAUGUUUACCAACAGUGGCAACAGACUGAACAGACUUAACUCUUUAAUUGGUCUGAGUCUGAGGAAAUGGCAUAUAUCUACUAGAUCUAGUUCUAAUUAUUAUAAUUAUUGUUUACAAGAAGCAAGAAGAAAUUUUAAGUAUUAUACAAAAGCUACCAAGAAACAGGAAACCAUUUCAGCCCCAGAGGAAAUAAAACCACCAUUGAAUGGUGUCAGAAUACUGGAUAUGUCUCGAGUUUUGGCUGGACCCUACUGUACUAUGAUUCUUGGUGAUAUGGGAGCAGAAGUAAUAAAAGUUGAACGUCCUGAUGUUGGGGAUGACACAAGAGCAUGGGGACCCCCUUUUGUUGCUUCAGAAAGUUGCUACUUCUUGUGUGUUAAUCGCAAUAAAAAGAGUAUAACUGUUGACCUGAAGAAACCACAAGGAGUAAAGCUGAUCAAAGAAUUGGCAGCCAUCAGUGAUGUUUUGGUUGAAAACUACAUACCUGGGAAACUCUCUGAAAUGGGAUUAGGUUACCCUGAACUCAGUGCUGAAUUUCCUCAUCUUGUUUAUUGCUCAAUCACAGGUUAUGGUCAGACUGGGGAGUAUGCCUCUAGAGCUGGUUAUGAUGUCAUAGUGUCUGGGCUGGGAGGCCUGAUGAACAUAACUGGACCUGCGGAUGGUGACCCAUGUAAAGUUGGUGUUGCUUUAACAGAUCUAUCAACUGGGCUGUAUGGUGUGAGUGCAAUAUUGGCUUCUCUCUUGUCAAGACAACAAACUGGAAGAGGACAACAUUUGGAUUGUAAUCUUCUGUCGACUAAUGUGACAUCAUUAGUGAAUAUUGCUUCUAAUUUUUUAAAUACUGGUCAAGAAGGACAACGCUAUGGGACAGCUCAUCCCAGUAUUGUCCCUUAUCAGGCAUUCAAAACAUCUGAUGGAUUUAUUAUUGUGGGAGCUGGCAAUGAUAGCCAGUUUAAAAUAUUAGCACAAUGUAUUGGUCACCCGGCACUGGCUAAUGAUGAAAGAUAUGCUACCAACAAAGCACGAGUCAAAAACAGAGAUGUUUUACUUCAAUUUCUCUUUAAAAUCUUUGAAGAAAAGUCUUUGUCUGAUUGGCUGAAAAUAUUUGAAAACUCAGGAAUUCCUUAUGGCCCAAUCAAUAACAUGAAGCAAGUAUUCUCUGAUCCCCAGGUUCUACACAAUGGUUUAAUACAAGAAAUCCCACAUCCAACGAUAGGAAAAGUUCGUGUGGUUGGCCCGGCUGUACGGUAUAGUGAGACAAAAACAGUGGAACCCACAGCUCCUCCACUACUUGGACAGCACACACACCAUGUACUUAAAGACAUCCUAGGUUACAGUGAGGAUGCUAUUGAGAAGUUAAAGAAACAUAAAGUUGUUUAAUGUUAUCAUCCUCUUAUCUUGUUCAGGGAAAAAAAUGGCAGUGGGUAUUUUUAUAUUAGUUUUUAAAAAAGCAAUUUAACGUGAUCUGAUUUUACAAUGAUCUGAUUUAUUUCUCUAAUGACUUAAUCUAAUUCAAUUAACUUGCAUAUUUACUACGGUAGCUUGGUGAAAGAUAUUUAUUGUCCUAGCAAUAAUCAGAACAGCAGCUGUGAUAAUCUGCAUUUUUUUUAAUGCAUUAAAAUCGUUUUUGUUUUUUUUAUCAUAAGCUGAUUUAUUAAUCUUUUUUUUUAUAAUUUAUAUUGGUUUCUUACAAAAUGAUGAAGUCCUAGACAUAGUCAUGUCCCAAUGCAGUCAUUUCUGUGAGAUACAUUAGUAAAAACCAUUGAUGUUACUGGGCUAUUCAGGCAGCCUAUUAAUUAGCCUAGUUCAUAAAAUUUUGACAUAGAGACAAAGGUGGUAUUCUGUUUUUGCUGAAGCUCAUUAAAAAGUAUUUCUCAGAAGGCACUAUCAAUAUUUUAUAUCUUUGAAUUCUUAUCUUUGCCUGCCCUAAGUUUUGUAGGACAAAUAGGAUCUGGGAGUCUUUCAUUCUGGAGAUGUAGCCUGACCGUUGGAAGUUUCAUCUUCCAAGUGUUUACACACUUUGCCUACCAGCUCUUUGUAGAACAUCUAUGUCACAUAAGUUUCCCUGCUGUUUGAUGCUAAGAAAUGUGCAUAUAGAAGGGAUUGAUUUUCCUGGCAUGUCAUCUAUUUAUUUUUCAUGUCAUGUGAUAAGUUUAUUUGUACACCAUAAGAGACAUGCUGUAAUGCUAUUUUUAUCUUUAUUAUUCAGUUUUGUUUGUCUUAUUUUUUAUUUUGUUUCAAGGCUGAUGCAAACAUUAUGCAAACGGUUAUUUGUGUUAAUAAGAACCAUUUAUUGUAAGAGCUCAAUCUCUUUGUAGGAAAUCCUGGACCCAUUGAUAGUACUGGACUAGAAAUGACAAAUUAUUUGAGUUUCUAAGCUUCUUUGUAGGCUAAGGUGGUAAACUCUAGCCAGCACUUCAGAGAAUUCCAAUUAAAUGAGAUCUUUUUGAAAGUGAAGGAAGGAUAGUACUGGUAAGGGACAACACUUUUGAUCUGUGCAUUUCUCUUUUAAAUAUUUAUGAUAGUAACAUUUCUAGUAAUUUUGCUGGAAUGAAAAUUGGUCUUGCUUAUUUCUUUAAGUUCUUUUGUUUUGUAUUUGGUUUAAUUUUAGCAAAACAUUACUCUGUAAUUGAAGGAGUUAAUGCAAAUAAUUUAGUUUGUUAGCUAGCUCUAUUUUUGUUAAGUUUUUAUUCUCCUUACAAUGAGAUGUUAUUUUCUUGGUUCUGAUGAAUGACCUUUUGGUUUGUAGUGAAUGUAGGGAUUAUUUUGUUGACAUGUUCCUUGGUUUUGUUUUGUUUACAUGUUAUGUUCUCACUUUUUGUUUUAAUUAAGUAUUCAGCCUGCCUUUAUUAUUAUUUUUUUUUAUUAAUGCUUUAAUUACUCGAGGUGCUAAACAAGUUUAAACUUGUCAUUUUACCCCAGUACUUUAAAAUAAAAUGGAAUUUAAAACAUUUUACUGUUAAUGCAUAAAUGCAUAUAUUUCUGAUAAAUAAUAUUCGUGGCUAUACACAUUUAAUAGUUUUAUACAUUGGCCAUUGAUUUUUGUUAUGGGCAAACUAUUGACUUGUAAUGUGAAAUGAAUGUAUUGUCAAUAUAGAGUUGUUUCCUGUAAUCUUUGUUAUUCUACAAAUUUAGAGUUUCUUCUUAACGGGCAGUAUUGAGAUUUCUUAAUUUAGUGCCUUUAACCUAUACAUUUAUUAUAGUAUUUAUUGUAGCUAAUAUAACAUGAGGUUGUAACUUAUGAAAAAUGUUUCUGACACUAAUUGAUAUUAAGAAAAAUUAUUUUAAAAAAUAUUUUUUUUUUAGACAAAGCUUAUGUUAAGUGUAGUUGUAUCAAUUAGUUUGGAUCAGUCAUGUUAUUAAAUUUAUAAUUUAUCUAAACUAACGAUAAUAAAUCUGUGCCAUUGCAAA
Molecule: messenger RNA, 4939 nt
Organism: Biomphalaria glabrata
Lineage: Eukaryota; Metazoa; Mollusca; Gastropoda; Planorbidae
Product: succinate--hydroxymethylglutarate CoA-transferase-like
Exons: 13
Coding region: 1484-2908 (474 amino acids)
Molecular function (GO): catalytic activity
Source: RefSeq, a predicted model, not a curated record